GUUACAGCCAUUAGGAAAAUAAAAACAAUCAUCUGCGUUUCUGAGUUUUGUAUGAACUGUAAUUGAAUUAAAACGUUAUGACCUGGGGGUUUGUAACUUGUGGCCCGAACGAAGCGCUGGUUGUGUCAGGAUGCUGCUACACCAAGCCACUUCUCGUCCCGGGGGGAAGGGCGUUCGUGUGGCCGGCGAUACAGUGCGUGCAGAGGAUAUCCCUGAACACCAUGACCCUGCAGGUUGAGAGCCCCACCGUGUACACGAGCCAGGGCGUCCCGAUCUCCGUCACGGGAAUCGCACAGGUGAAGAUCCAGGGCCAGAACGAGGAGAUGCUGCUGGCGGCCUGCGAGCAGUUCCUGGGCAAGUCGGAGGGCGAGAUCCUGCACAUCGCCCUGGUCACCCUGGAGGGCCACCAGCGGGCCAUCAUGGGCAGCAUGACCGUCGAGGAAAUCUACAAGGACAGAAAGAAGUUCAGCAAGCAGGUUUUCGAAGUGGCGUCCUCUGACCUGGUCAAUAUGGGCAUCACCGUCGUCUCGUACACCCUCAAGGACAUUCGUGAUGAGGAGGGCUACCUGAAGAGUCUCGGCAUGGCGCGCACGGCGGAGGUGAAGAGGGACGCGCGCAUCGGCGAGGCGGAGGCCCGGCGGGACGCCCAGAUCAAGGAGGCCAUCGCCGAGGAGGAGCGCAUGGCCUCCAGAUUUUUAAAUGAUACUGAAAUAGCGAAAGCUCAGAGAGAUUUUGAACUGAAGAAAGCUGCUUAUGAUGUAGAAGUUCAGACCAAAAAGGCGGAGGCGGAGCUGGCCUACGAGCUGCAGGCGGCCAAGACGAAGCAGCGCAUCAAGGAGGAGCAGAUGCAGGUGCUGGUGGUGGAGCGGAGCCAGGAGAUCCUGGUGCAGGACCAGGAGGUGCAGCGUCGCGAGCGCGAGCUCGAGGCCACCGUGCGCCGCCGCGAGGCCGAGAAGUACCGGCUGGAGAAGCUGGCGGAGGCGAACCGGAACCGGGUGAUCCUGGAGGCGGAGGCGGAGGCGGAGGCGGUGCGGGUGCGGGGCGAGGCGGAGGCGUACGCGGUGGAGGCGAAGGCCCGGGCCGAGUCCGAGCAGGCGGCCAAGAAGGCGGACGCCUGGAAGGAGUACAAGGCGGCCGCCAUGGUGGACAUGCUGCUGGAGACGCUGCCCAAGGUCGCCGCGGAGGUGGCAGCCCCGCUGUCGCAGGCCAAGAAGAUCACGAUGGUGUCGAGCGGCCAGGGCGACGUGGGGGCGGCCAAGCUGACGGGGGAGGUGCUGGCCAUCAUGACCAAGGUGCCGGACGUCGUGAAGGGGCUCACCGGGGUGGAUCUCGCCAAGUCGAUCCACGGUUUAUGAAGUGCCAACAGCCCAGGUAGAUGCAGUUCCCAUCUUUUGCUUUGUUUUCAUUUACUCGUCGUGCUGUGUAAAGUGUUCUGACGUCGGUUGCCGGGUUUUCGAGGAUCUAAUUUUUAUACCUGUCACAGUGUUCUGUUGUCUCUCUGACCGUAGCACCAAAUAUUAGUUGUUUUUAUUAUAGUAGUGUCUAGUCAUUUGUAAUGCCAGAUAUCUUUUUCCAAGACUAUUUUGUAAAGAGAAAAUUAUAUAUAAGAUGUUACAUGAAAAUUUACAGUCUAUUUAUAUAAUCAAGAGAUAGUGGUAAGGAUAAUUGCUGACUAUUACAUAUUUUAUAUAAAUAGUGUUUGCAUUUAGUUGAUUUAGAUCGGCUGGUUAGAAUCCUUAGUGAUUUAAAUUUUUUUUAAAAAUUUCAUUGUGCCGAAUUGAUCGGAAUCCAUACAAAUUCUCACUCAUGCUGUUGCUCUCAAAAUAUUUGUACCUGUACAUUGUACACUACAUGAAUGCCAGGAAAAUAUGCAAAUACUCUCUUAUUAAUUUUUUUUUGUGUCAAACUAUCCAUGAUUUUUUUUUUCUCUGCAGUUUGUAAUCAUGCAUUCCCAAUUCCAUACACAUUGAUAUUUUGGCUAUGCAGCUUUUGAAUUGUUUUUUUUUUUUUUUGCUUUCUCGUUAAUGUAUUAAAUUUUCUUUGUAAGUAGAACUACACACAAACACAUACGUUCUCAAUAUAUAGUAGUAUCUGCUAUUAUGUACCAUUUAAUUUCAUUCUUAGUAUUUUUGUAAAAAAAUUCUGAUUGAAUCAAUUUAGUGUACACUUUUUAACUUAAAUGCUUUCAUGCUUAAAUGCUUUGCACUCAAACUCUCUUCCUUCUGUGUUUGCUGUCCGUAACCUGUGGUUAAUUUGGUAAUAUCUUUUUGCUGUCCUUACAACUUCAAAGAUAUGUUACCUGUAUACCCAAUUAAGAAAAAAGGAAAAUUAUUGAAAGUAAGGUAAUUGGGGGAGUUUGCAUACCAUAUUUACUAACUUUGUGAAAGCCAUUACAGUAUUUCUUUGCAAGGAUGUGAACAUUUGCGAAACACUUUUUUUUUCCUUCGAAAUAAUUCACCCACACCUCUAUUAGUUAAAACCUUGCUUUAAAAAUAAUGUUUUUAAAAUCUGGAAGGAAAAUUUUGGUGUCAUAAUUCCAUGUAAAGGUAAUGUAAAGUUACCUAUGUGCUUUUACUAUUUAUUUGUUUCAUGUGUGGGUUUCUCUCUCACCGUCUGUAAUAAAGUUUGUCAUUAUUUUUGGCGUAAGUUUAGUGUUUACAAUCAUUUAUACAAGCUUUAGGUAAAGCUCACUGGAAUAUGUACAUCAGAUCUUUCUUGGCCUUACAUUUUGUGCUAUUUUAGGCAGCAUUGUGGGUUAUGGUCUUGCAAUACUUAAACUGCACAUGAUAUAUGUAAAUAAAUGCAUUUGUAGAAUACAGAGGUAUUUAUUUUGUUUAGACUUUCUUGCAUUAUAUCACUACUUGUCUUAAACUUUCAUGCAUUUUGCAUCAAUUUUUUCUUGUCCUUUUAAGAAGUGAGUAAAAAAGGGGCUUUUCUCUGAUUAUCCAACUUUUUGGUAAAAAAUUUCUCAAUGCUAGUCUUUAUGAGGUAACUUGUAAAUCCCAUUUGUUAAGUCGAUAAAAGACAAAACAAAUUAAUCAAUGCUGUAGGUCCAUUUUUUACUGUCUUCUUAUUUUGUGAAAAGUAUUAAAAUUAAUAAUCAUUUACUGUAAUCAUUUUUAAAAUUUACAUAUUAUUUACACCAAGAUUUUUGUUACAUUGUGUAAAUUUAGUGUUCCAUUACAGAGUGUGAAAUUUACUGUUUGUCAAAAAAAAUUAAUUUGUUUGUUUUCGUGCUUUGUAGUAAUUAUUUUACUAUACUGCUACUUCUAUUUGAAAUAUGGUGAGUGUAACUGUGAUUAAUCUAGCAAGAAAUAAGCUUUGUUACCUAAUGCUUAUGCACUGCACAAGCUAUAGCUGUAGAACCAGUGGCUGAAAGUAAGGUUUAUGUGAAGAAAUGGGGCACAGUUUGGUGUUUUCACUUCGAAAUAAGGACUGUAGUCCAUUUUUGAGUUUGUUACCGUCAACAUUCUUAUUAUAAAUAACUUUUUGUUUUUUUCUUAGCAAUUCUUGGAUAGUAAAACACUAUUAUGGUUUCUUCUUCCCCCCCCCCCCUUUUUUUUUUCUUCUCAUUUUGCAACUUUGUUCCCUCAUGUCCCAUGGAAAGGUUUUAAUCUAAUUUCAUGAAAAGAUCAAAAACAUAUUUCACUGUAUUUAAUAUUGAUUCUAUAUUUGAAUAUUUGUGUUAAGAUAUUAAUUUUUUUUUAUAUAUAAUACCUACUAAUUUAUCAAUGGGAAAGUGAACUAUAGGAGACUGGAAUGUAUUUCAUGUUCUUGGAACUAAAGUCUGUUGCUGUUUUGAUUGUAUUUGCCUGAGUAUUUUUUCUUGCCUUUUUAUUGGAUCACCUGCAAUAGAGUAGGAGCCAUAUUGUACACAGCAAAACAUGUAUAUAAUUAUGGUACCGAAUUUACUCAAUUUAAAGAUGUACUUUUUUGUGUGAUUUUUAUUUGCAUUCUGACCAUGAAUGCAUCUCUUUUUUUUUGUUGAAAUUACUUGAUCGAAGUUGCAUUUUUGUUGUAACUUUUGAGGUCUGUAAUAUGAUGAUAUCCACAAUCAAUAUCACUUACUGUAGCUCACUUCUGAAAUAUUUGCUAUAAAAUAUUGAUUUAUUUUUGCCUUUUUCGCUCAGAAAACAUUUUACUAAAAUAGCAUAAUUGUCAUCCAGUUGUGUUUUAGUGCAACUGCUUCAAGAAUCUCCGAUAACCAAAGCACAGUUAAAAAUAUUGACGGUGUGGUUUUUAUGCGAUAGUGUUUUUAUUUGUAGAAAUAAUAUGCAAAAACUAAAGCAGCAGUUAUUUAGGGUAAGUUUGUGCCUUUUGAUGCAGGCGAGCUAUAUUGAACGCUUAAGAACAUAAAUUUUUUGGUGAUUUUGGCAGUUUUGAUUGCAGACUGCUCAAUAAGUUUUGCUUCAUUCUGCCUUGAAGCAAUAAGUAUGCACUUAGGAAACUACCAAGUAAAAUUUUCCUUUUAACAUAAUAUUAUGUAUUAGCUUUUGACUAGCUUAAGAUAAGGUUUGAAACGUAGGCUCUUUGAAAUUACAUCAACUUGCAUAGUGUUGCUGAAUGUAUGUGAUGGUAAUGUGUUUAGAAAUUGUUUGUAAUUACUGUUACAAACUGAAAAAUUAGGUUGUUUGUCUUUAAAGUUUGGGGGUGAGCUAUUUUAUAAUAAAGGCUAUUUUCCGCCCUUUUGGUGUUGACAUGUUUUGGUUGUAAAUUGCUGGAAAUCAUUUUAACAAACUCUUUGUCAGUUUCGCUACAGUAGUGUUUCAAUCAUCAGAGUCACUUCUAGAAAAUACAGAAUCUGAGUACAAAGUAUUACAUUCAUUAACUGUUCUGACAGUAUUUUUAGUGGUUUUUUUUCAGGUACAUUGUAAUGGAGGUUACUUAAUCUGGUUACAAAUCAUUUCCUACGAACCACAGAUUAUGAAGACACAUUGAUUAAUUUUUCUCGUAGUAGCACCCCAUUGACUGCCUUACUUCCGUCCACCCCUCUCCUCCUCCCCCCCCCCACUUAAUCCCUUCCCUCCCGCAUGCACACUUUGGUGCUAGUGCUGUCGAAACAGACAGCUCUGUCUUUGACAGUCACUUGUCAGUCGUCCCGAACGCCACAGCAGUAGACGUAGUGGUGAUAACAACAAGUGGACAAGAAAGUUAUAAAUGUUUUCACCGCCAUCGGUUAAAUCCUCUCCUUUUGCUUCCUUUUUUUUUUAAUAAGUUUUCCUACUAAAUUUUUUUGAAAUCAGCAUGGCACAGAUAGUCUCUGAUGACACGAAACCUUUGAUUUUAGAGACUUGGUAUUUGAGACUCUAGAGUACCUGCUUUGAAGGUAUCCCACCAAAGUUUUAACGUAAGAGGCUGUCAUUAGAUGUAAUUGUAAUGAUUGAUUUGACUAACCAAAAUUUUAGGGUAAUGGGCGGGAAGUGGAGAUGUAUGUAUUUGGGAAUUGCAUCAUUUGUCUCGUGAAUUUUGGUUGGAAAGUGGGCACAGGAAAACUAUCCCCAUUGUGGUCGGUCAGAUUUGAACUCUUGUCUUGAAUGAGAGGCAUUCUAAAACAACUUCAUGUUGCAAGUACCACAGUUAUUUAGUGUGUAACGUAUUUCCAACACUUUCGCAUGCUCACUAGCGGAUACAAAGUUCAGGGUCUUUUCGUCCUUUGUACUCGGUUGUAUGAGAUUGACUGAGCAAAUCAGAAUUGUUUAUACUGUAGCUCAGUAAUCAUCUAUGUAAAUUGCUACUGAUCAAAUCUUAAAAAAUAUGCGUCUAUUUAAUGCACUACUAAAAUGAAAUGAAAGUGCAAACUCGAUAUGUUUUCAGUUUAUGUAUUGUGUCCUUUAAAGCUUCUGAACUUUUUUCAUUUAACAAAUAGUUUUUUUGGGCGGUUUGUAAAAGUUGUUUUGAAAAUUAAUGUUUCAAUGGGGAUUGUUUGCGUGAAAUUUUACUCCAUGGUGCAAGACUGAUUUUUUUCCCCAUUUUUUCCUUCAGUUUUUGAUUUUAGUUUUUAAUUUGUAAAUAACUUGUCAUUGCAUGUAAACUUUGUGAAGAAUCUUGGACGUGCUGAAGAAUCCCUGACUAUGGCAUUCUUUCAGCUAUCAUGAUUUUUAAGUGUGGGUUUUUGAAGUAUCUUAAGAUAAGUGUUUUUUUUUUUUUCUCGCCUUGCUUGAUUUAAGGCAGCUAAUCUCUCCUGAAUGUUAAGUCCAGUAGUUUAGGUUAAAUUCUUACAAAUCUCUCGUUGCAUUUGGCUUGAAAAGCUGUUCAGACUCGUAAUAUAAGAAUUUUUCUAUCCUAGUUCAUAACAUUGCUAUUUUGGUGGAAGGUGCCUGUGUUUAAUUGCAACCAAAUCAGUAUCUUGAUAAUGUUCUUUAUUCACUCAUCCAUUGAAACUCCCUUUGCUGGUUCAAUUAGCCACACAUUGUUAGCAGCGCAUCUUCUCAUUUUCGCGUUUAAGCCCAUGUCUUUGUGGAACUUGAAUAAUAAACGGAGUUAGGUGUUUUGCAUAUGUUCAUUGUCAGAAAAACACUCGUAAUCAAUUACAGAAGUUUCUGAACGUGUAAUUAUUGUAGUGUUUAUUACAAGUUUUUGUGCAGCUGUGUUUAAAUGUAUUAUGAAUGUUUAGAGAUAGGAUAGAAAUCACGUAGGCAUAACACCAACAUUGGGGAGAAUUCAUUUCUGCACGGUUAUGCUUCGGCAAGCGGGGAGAGUCGGUUAUGUGAUGUGGCAUUGUGGGAGACGGUUUAGAUUCUUGAAAAAUUUUAAUACAUUCGUGUUGUGUUGAUUGGUGGUCUUGUGCUAAUUUUCGUUCAGUACUGGAUUUCUGUGCAGCUGGUGUAAUGCGUUCAUGUACCGAUAGUCGUAUAAUGUUAUGUGAUGUGUGUCAUGUUUGUUACCGGUAAGACUAUACAAAUAGUGUGAUAAUUCACUUACUUUUGUUUACCUAAUUUUAUUAGAGUUUGCAGUAUGAUUAUUGUAAUUACCAGAGGUAAAAUCAAAAGUAGUUGCACACAAGUUGAAAGUGUUUUUUCUUAUUUUUAUCGCAGAAAAUUUCUUAAUGCCACUGAUUGAGUUGUAAGGCAGCGAGUACAAAAGAGACGCACACUUAAAUGAAGAUAACAGACUUACUGGAUAAUGUGCAAAGUUACGGUCUUCACUCUCGAAACAUUGUUGAUACAGUUUUCUCAUCGUACAAGUGUGCAUUAGCCUGUAUAACUCCUACCCUGUGAUAGGCCUCUGCGAAGCUUCGACUAAGCGAACCAAUCGAAGCUAUUUUUAAUAAUAAAUUUGACUUCGCCAAAAAAUUUGCUAUUCGUUUUAUUUGAAGUUCGAGGUUGUGAUGUAAAGCUUUGCAGUUGUUGCAAAGCUUUAAAUCAUUUAAAACAUAGUUCAUGAAAAUAUUUAGUUUUUUUUUUUUUGUGUUUUUUAUGUUUUGCUUGAAUGAAGUUAGUUACUUAAAAAUAUCAAAAGGUGACACUCUGUUUGCUUUUAUGAAUGCUCAAUAUUAAUAUUAUGCAUGGUUGUUUUAUAAUUUUUAUUGAAUGAUGUUAUACCGAGGAUCCAAUGUAAAAUCAACGGUUGAAACAUUACAAACAUUAAGAAGAUUAUUUUUUCUACUUCAAGCCUAUGUUUUAUAAGAUAAGUGUUACACAGCUUCGCCGAGAAAAAAAUAUUUGUAAUUCAAUUCGACUUUGCAAAAAUUUUAAAAAUUUGAUUUGAUAUUUUGUUUUGCUUCAGAAAACAAGUAUUCGCACAAGCCUACCCAGGGAUAAUGCCUUAUUAUUUCCUAUCCUGCUGGCACUAAGAGUCCUGUAUAUAAGGGAUGUCUCGCAUGUUCUAGUUUUAUAAGGAUUGAUGCAUUAAGGGUCACUCUCGCACGCCACGUUGAUUAUUUCAUUUUCUUUUCAUUACUGUUGUUUGGGAGCUAACAUUCCAGUACUGUUUGUAGUCUAACAUUAAACAUGAAAAUAGUGGGAGACUAUCCAAUUACCGAACUUGUAUGGAAUCUAUCUCUGAAACGGUUUUAGCUUUUUAACAUAAAAAUCGGCAUGUUCCUGCGAAUAAACAAUAAAUGUUAUAGGUAAGUCAUGAUAAAUCUACAGGAAUAGCCUGUAAUUAAUAGUAAUGAGUAGUGAUGGUUUGAAUACCAACUUUCUCAAGUCUGAAUCUUGAAUUCAUAUCCCAAAGAGAGCCUCGAAUAUACAGCUCGAAUCCAAAACUAGGUGUCUUAAGUGUCAAAAAUAAAAUAAUGUACGAGAAUGGAAAAAAAAAAUUAAAUAUGGUGUUGAAACUUUCAACCCUUAACCCUGUGUUUUGUAGUGGUAUUUGAAUGAUACCACUUUGAAAAAAAUGUUACUAUUCGCAAUGUUUCAGUGGUAUUGCCGAAAAACCUCGCAUGAGUAAACCUUGUGCUGCUAUCUGGCGAUCCUAACAAGAACCAGCUACAUUGGCUGCUUAAAUUUUUCCUUCCGCCACGUCUGCUAAAAGUUACGCAAUAGAUUCUAAUUUAUUUUUAAUAAAUUUCUGUGUGCCACAAAAGGGUUAAGGGGCCCGCCUAGUCAGGGGUGUAUCUGUGGGAUGACACGUGCGACACUUUCUGGUGCCCCUAGCCUGGUAUCCCCUCUGAGCGCAAGGCCUUGAACAGACACGCAGUCUUCUUCUUGUGCAUGGGCCAGCUGUGACCGUAACAUUGUGUGUUCUAGAAAUGAAGACAAAGGUGUAAUGCAAGGACCUUGGGUGCUUUCAAGAAUCUGUACCGGGCCUUUUUUUUUGUCCGAAAAUUAUUCUCAAACAUACAGUUUAACCAUUUUCACCGUCCUGAAAAUAACAAUUUAAAAAUAAAUACGGAAACAGAACAACCCAUCCGCCCUCGUACACCACCAGUAGCGGAUCCAGAGGGGGGGGGCUAAGGGGCUCAAGCCCCCUCCAAAAGCAUCUGGGUCCACUAUUGUUUUAGUGUUUGCCUUGAUAAAGCCUAGCCCUAGCAGGGUCAAGCCCCUCCCAAACAAAAAUCCUGGAUCCGCCACUGUACACCACUCGGAUAUCCCGAGCAGUUUUUAAAAACUGUUAAGAUUUUAAAAAGUGUGGUUUUUUUUUCUUCUGAAGAUUAGCUCAUCGUAUGUGUGGGCCCCUUAAAAUGUUUGUUUCACUAAGUAUCCAGAAUAAACACACACAAGAUAUUUAAUUAGUUAAUUACAUAUCAAACAUGCAAUAUCUUUGGGAAUUGUAAUAGGAUAUGAAGAAAGAAUAUACGUAGUAAACUUCAGACUCGUCAUUGUUGAAUUUUUGAACGUACUACUACAUUAUCACCAAUAUUUUUCUUAUAGAGUUCCCUACUGUUUGGAUUCCUGCAUUUCCCUUCAUCAUGUACAUUUCUUCUAAUCUUUUUUUUCCUUGAAUAUUGAAUCUUUCGAAUUGUGAGGAUUUGACUGGUGAUGAGUGAUGAGUGAUGACAAGGAAAAUGAAAUAACGAACACGACGUGGCAACAGUGAUGUUUGCUAGUGAAGACUCGCUGUGCAACGUCUCUGUCGCAAGCAUGCUUCUGUUUUAAGCUGUGACUGUAUCAUCUCGUCGCGUAGCAAUUAAGAUGCAGUUGUGUUGUGUAUUUUUCAGUAGCUUUGCACAUAAUUUUCAGAGUCUUUUGCUUCUGGGCAACUUCUUUUUUCGUGUAUGGAUAACUUGACACUUUUAUUUUCAAACUUGCAUGUACAAAUGUUAUCAAUUUUAAAUUAUCUUGCAUUUAUUUGUGAGACUUAUACAUUUAAAAAUACUUUUAAGUAAAGUAAUUUUAUGUAUAUAUUUUUUGUGAUUCACAUUCAUUUUGUGGUUACAGACAGUCACAUCACAUGAAAACAAUUUUGUACAAGCUUUGUGGCAACUGUAAAAAAUACAUGCCCUUUAUACAGUAUUUAUGUAAUAGUAUGUUGCUUUGCGUAGAGAGUAUGUGUUUCACUGUUACUCUAUGUAUAUUGACUUGAUGUUUACUGAUAUGAUAUUAUUUUUGAAAUUACUGUGACUUUGAGAAGGUAAUUUUAUUUUUAAUAUGUCACAAAGACGUUGGUGUAUUUUUAAGUUCUGAUGCUGUUCAUAGCUAUUACUUCAUAUGCCCAGGCUGAUAUUUAGAACAAUUCGUUCAUGUUAAUUGGUGUGAGGAAAGAUAAGUUUUAGGGGUGUUGGGGGGUCAUUUGUGAAUCUGUGACUUUGUUGCCGGUUGUUUGUACGACGCGAGGCAGUCUUUUUGCAGCCGGUGUUAGCUGUUAGCUAAGUGUUGUUUCGUGACGUGCAAGACAAUCAACUAAGUGUUGCCCAAUUGUAACAAGUCCGUAGAUAGCUGUGAAAGGUUUAGCUACACGUGGAAAGUGAAGGAAGUAACUCGCGAACACAGAAGCUGAAACUCCUGCUGGCGUAACGCAUGUUUGCCCAGCUCUGAAGGAAACAUUUGUGGUGAGUGAGGUGGAAAGUAAACACAGUUGUAGUCCGUGCAUGUUCAGCUAUGCGAUUCCGCGAAUACAGACGUACAGGAGAAAUAUAUUUUUAUUUGAAGUGCAGUUUGUUUUUAUUUGUGAGAAAUUAUCAUUACAUGAAUGUUAGAAAUAUUUUGAUAAUAUUGUCUCUCCCACAAAAAGCAUACAUGUUAUUGGAGGAAAAAAAACCCAUGAGCAUGUUUUUUUUUUUUUUUUUAUCUUUUCAUCAGUCAUUUAAUAUAAACCCACUUUAUGUGUAUUCGGAGAUAAUCAUGGAAUGUUCCUUUGUAGAUUUAAUACGAAGCAUUUUGGAAGUACAUAAUUAAUAAUUAUAAUACCAGACACUUUGCACAUGCCUCAAUGCUCGAAGUCUGUGAGCCUCAUAAGAAAGCUGUGUCUCAGGCUGUGUUUGAGCAAGUUUAUAGGUAUCAAAACAAAUCUCUGUUAGGCUGACCUUUUUAUUUAUUUUUUUGAAAGCAUAUUGUACUGAAUCUCUAGUAGUUACCGUGAUAGCAAAAUGAGGAAGUUUCAAGUUGUUACUUUGGGUUUCUUUAGGAACCAGGAACUACUAAUUCCUCAACUCUACAUGGUGUAGCUAAACUUGGUGAAACAUCAUCAUGUGUCAUGCAUGUUGCAAUAAUUUUUGUGUUUCCUUAUUAUAGUGUAUUUACCUUUAAUUUUAACACGUGGCAUAAAUUUCACUGUCAUGUCUGGCCUUAAUGGUUCAAAAAUUCAUUUUAAAAUCAUCCUGAGGUACACAGACUAUGCUCACAACAUAUACAUUAAUAAGGGAUUAAGUGGUCAAAUUAGCUGGGAUGCUGUACUCACAUGUGAGAUUUUAAAAACAUUUUACUAUUUUUAUGUUGAACAGAUUUGAGAUUUUAUUUCUUUAUGUUAUGAUGACUAAACAAGAGAUGGUGUUAUUGUCUGUACGUCUUGUUAGAAGGAAUUUGUGCUUGUUAGAGCAAAGUUAUAGAGAGCAGCUAAUAAUUUAAUAAUUCAGAUGACUGGUGGGGAAAUUUGAAGAAAUGUCGCUUAUACUCCUAUCCUUGUGAUGAAUAAAUAAAGUGGCCUGUAUUGUUUGUAGCGGGGUCCUAGAAUUACCUAAUAGCCUUGUGUAUUUGCUGUAAUAUUAAUGGUUUGUGUGUAUUACAAAGUAAAAAUUUUCAAUGCACUGCCAUCAUAAUGUAUUAUGUAUUAAAUAACUUCUGGUGUAUGAUUUUUUUUUUUCUUUUUUCAGUAGACUAAAUAAUAAUUACUCUCACAUUGACCAAGUUGGUGAAAUUGUGUAGAAUGUGAUGUGGCAUUGAGUUUCACAAAGCCAAAUGACCAAAAAUGUUUGUAACGUACAAAGCCAAAACUAUUGUCAUUUUAUAAGUGUAUGUGUUUUAGGUUUGCAUGUACUGUGUCGACUUAUGUUGUAGUAAAUAAAAUUAUUUCAG
Molecule: messenger RNA, 11894 nt
Organism: Bacillus rossius redtenbacheri
Lineage: Eukaryota; Metazoa; Arthropoda; Insecta; Phasmatodea; Bacillidae
Gene: Flo1
Product: flotillin-1
Biological process (GO): positive regulation of cell-cell adhesion mediated by cadherin; regulation of receptor internalization; positive regulation of endocytosis
Cellular component (GO): flotillin complex; cytoplasmic vesicle; plasma membrane
Source: RefSeq, a predicted model, not a curated record